AUGCGUGUGGGUGGACAAGUGCGGCUGUUCCUUGAUGUGUUGAAAACAUCCUGUGUCACCAGUGUGAACCUGGCAGUGUGGACCGACGAGGCCUUGGUGGUGGGGUCAUCCAGCCGGAGUUCCUGCCCAAGCCGAGUCCUCUCUGGCCCCGCGGCCCCAGGCGAGAUGCUGCAGACUGCAGAAGGAGUGUGCAAGUUCACAGGACAGCGGCUGAGCUGGUGGCAAGCCCGCGAGCAGUACUUUGGCCACCUGGCAUUGAGGCCCCCAGACAGGGCUCUUGUUCAAUGGCUGCCUAACUCAGUCUGGAUAGGACAAAGACAGGCCUUGCUACGACAACCGCAGAGGCCUGAUGAGCACACCACGGCUGCGCUGGUAUUCGGUGAGAGGACCUCUGACAGGGUGGCAAGGUUGCCCAUGGCCCUACCUGCGCUGGUGGCGUUCACGGCUUGCGUGCACGUUCAGUGGGACACAGCGGCGACCCAGGCGUCCACCCUCUUCUCCCUGGCAGCGCCCGCUGUGCCACCCGGAGGCUCGGUGCGCGCCGCGCUAGUAGUACGCGGCCGCCAUGCGCCCUUCAACCCCGUCUUCCUCUCUGCCGGCCGCUGGCACCACGUGUGCGCCACGUGGAAGCAGCACAGCGGGCGCUGGGCGCUGUUCGCCGACGGCAGGCGACGCGCCGAUGCUCAGGGACUCAGCGCGGGUCACCCGGUGCCGCCCGACGGUGUGCUUGUGCUGGGUCAGCAGGACUUCCUGGGUGGCGGGUUCUCGGCUCGAGACGCCUUCAGCGGCAACCUCACUGACUUCCACCUUUGGGACCACGAGUUGAGCCCUGGGCAAGUGCGCCGAGCCAGUGCCUGCGCGCCACCCACCGGGGGCCUGCUCUUCCAAUGGGAUUCAGAAGCCCUUGACGUCACACCCUCGCAGUUGCCCGCCCUGCUUACGCGCCUGCUCUGUCCCAUGCCCUCAGAAAAGUGCCCCGCGUGGAACCCAGGACCCAGCACCAAGAGCUCUGAACUCUGCUUGCACCCACGGCCUUUUCUUUGCUGCUACUCAAAAGAUACCUAUCAGCAGCUACAGGACUUCCAGUCAUGGCCUGAUCAGGAUGUUAUCACCAGAGUCAAUGCUUUGGCCAAUGCCACUGUGUUAAGCCUAUCCUGGAGACUGGAAACCCCCGGGAUCCUGCCCUUGGAGGAGGCUUCUAGCUUCUUGGGUCUCCUGGAGAGAGUCCUAGCGGAGGAACCAGGUCCCCUGGGGCCUGUUACCCUACUGGCCACCCUGCACUUCCUGAAGAGGAUGGCUGCUUUCAGAGCUGAGGGGCCUGAGCUGCUGACCAAACCCUGGGAGGAGCUUGGCAGAGGCUUUGUGUCUGUGGCCAGCCUAGUCCUGGAGGAGCAACUGGCUGGUGCUUGGCCGUCCAUCAGUGAGGUGGUUGGUGAGCCUAUGGCUUUGGUGAUGAGUGUGCAACGCAUGGCAUCCCUCCUAAGCUCUGAUCUGACCUCUGCGUAGCCUCAAAUCCACAUCCAGCAUCGCCUUGCUGGCCUGGAGGUGCGAAGCCUGCUCCUGAGAGAGGCCAGCACUGGAGGGCACACAUUCAACAUUCCUGGUGGGCAUCCAGAUGGACCAGGCUACAUCCACAUCCCUGCAGGUGAAGUGAGGCGGCUCCAGGGGAAAGGCCUCGCUGAAGUCAUAAUCAUCCACACCUGGUUCACCUUAAGGAUCUUCCAGCAUACCCUGGGGUCACCUGGCCUAGAGUCCCAGGCCCCUGAUGGCUCGGAGGAGAAAAGGACACAGAGGUCCAUAAGAACCCAUGUGGGGUCAGCCAUACUCUCUUCUGAGGUAUGGGACGCGCUGAGCACAGCUGUGACCUUUCAUCUGCAGCACCAGGCCCAGAGCCCCUUUUUCUCCCUCCCAACCCCAAGCUCAGAUGCAGGGGGUUCCUGGGCCACUACUGGCUGCUUCGUGCUCACUCUGCACCUGGGCUCUACCACCUGCUUCUGCAAUCACAGCACCAGCUGUGCCAUCCUCCUGAAUGUGUAUGCAGUCCAGGUGAAUGCUGAAGAGGAGUCGCUGCUGAGGACGCUGUCAUUUGUGGGCUGUGGUGUGUCCCUCUGUGCUCUUGCUACCACCUUCUUGCUCUUCCUGGUGGCUGGGGUUCCUGCUUCUAAGCGAACCACAAUCCACAAGAAUCUCGUUCUUUCCCUGGCCUCUGCUGAGGGCAUCCUCAUAAUCAGCGAGUGGGCAGAGACCCACAAGAUGGCCUGUGUGGCUGUCACAGCAGCCAUGCAUCUUCUCUUUCUGGUGGCCUUCUCCUGGAUGCUGGCGGAGGGGCUGCUGCUAUGGAGCAAGGUGGUUGCCGUGAGCAUGCACCCAGGCCCCAGGAUGAGGUUGUACUAUGCGGCAGGCUGGGGCAUUCCUGCAGCCAUUGUGGUCAUCACUCUACUGGUGCACCGCCACGACUACGUGGCUUCUGGACACUGCUGGCUCAACGUGCACACAGAUGCCAUCUGGGCCUUUGUGGGGUCUGUGCUGUUUGUGCUGACUGCCAACACCUGCAUCCUGGUCCGAGUGGUGAUGGUCAUCGUGUCCAGCACCCACUGCCGUGCAUGCAUGCUGAGCCCGCAGCCUGGCCUGCAGCAGCAGAUCAGGUCCCAGAUGUGGGCCAUGGUGAAGCCGGUGCUGGCUCUCUUACCUGUCCUGGGCCUGACCUGGCUGUUUGGCCUCCUGGUACACAUCAGCCCAACCUGGGCCUAUGCUGUUGUGGGCCUCAAUUCCUUCCAGGGCCCAUACAUCUUCCUCGGCUACGCUGCUUACAAUGAAGAGGUGCAGAACGCAUUACAGAGGAUAACAGAGAAGAAAGCAGCUGAGGUGCUCAGGGCAGCACAGGUGCACCUGGCCAAGAGCAAGGGCUUCAGGUCCCUGGGCCACGGCCCAGGAGAACCCCACAUCCUGGGAUCAUCUGAGAAGAUCUGUUGCUCUCAGAGAACCCAGGAGACUGGUAAGGCUGAAACAGGGACCAGCUAG
Molecule: messenger RNA, 3021 nt
Organism: Acomys russatus (golden spiny mouse)
Lineage: Eukaryota; Metazoa; Chordata; Mammalia; Rodentia; Muridae
Gene: Adgrd2
Product: adhesion G protein-coupled receptor D2
Biological process (GO): adenylate cyclase-activating G protein-coupled receptor signaling pathway; cell surface receptor signaling pathway
Cellular component (GO): membrane
Molecular function (GO): G protein-coupled receptor activity
Source: RefSeq, a predicted model, not a curated record